ACACCAUGUAGCCCCAAGCACCCUCCCCGCCCCGCGCAACCUGGAAGCCAUCAGUCUGUCUGCUGGGGCACGAUGGCGGAUCUUGUCCCAUGGACAAGAUCGAGCUCGGCCCAGGACGGUUGGGGUUGAUGCCACCCGGACCACCUGACAUUUGAUCAAGGCACCGAACAGGCGACUUCCACCUCUGCUGCAGCUCCUUGGGUCUUUCGCCUCCCCGUUCCGUCCAGCUAGCAUAACCCCGUCCGGCCCCAGGCACGGCUGGUGCAGCUCAGCGGCUGGACGGGGACGAAGCUGCAUGAAGCUCAGCAAGCUCAUCGGACAUGCAGCUGGUAGCUCGGCUUCGAGACCUGUCUUUGUUCUGGCCUCUCUCCAUUAGGGCUGCUUGGGGUUUCCCCGCAGCUGUCGGAUCUAUGCCCGCUCAGAAUCAGGAUUCCUUGACCACGACCACAACCAAAACCCUAUACCCCGCUAUCCCAUCCAUCGGCUUAUAGCGAUUGCCUGACAGUAACAGACAGACAGACUCCUUUGCUUCUUCCCACCUACCAAUUCAAGUUCCCGCAAAACGCAACAAAGGAAUGCGCCUACUUCCAGGGCGGGGGUGAGAGACAGACCAAACGCGGUCACACAACAUUCCCGUAGCGAGCCGUGAACCGAAGAGACCGUUUUUCGAGAAGCCACACCACCACACAGCCCACCCCACAAACCGCCAACUUGGGAUCACAAAGCGUUCAACCGCGGCCAGGACAACCCGUACCUGGUGCCUGCCCAACGAAGAUAGGCUAGCCGGAGGUUAUCUCCGCACCGGCUCCAGUCUUCCUUCCAGAGCAAGAAGCCCUGUCGAGCUUUAUCAACCUUGUUUUGUUUGAGGACUUCAAAAAUCAAACCCGAACUCUGCUGCAGAGAUCGAGUUCCCCUUAUUUUCAUUAACAACCACUUGGUAUUUCGUUAACGACCACUUGGUAUUUCAUUAUCAACCACUUGGUUGUAGCUGGCAGUCCAUUGCAUUGUGGGUGAAUCCAGCAGACCAUCACAGCAGCGAGAUGGAUGAGCCCACCCACUACUUUGAUCAAUGCCUGGACGAGUUAGAAGAGAGGCCUGCCUAUCAAACACCAGACCACAACGUCGGUGAGCAACCCAUGGAGCUCAACUUUGCAUCAUACGACGACAAGCUAGGCUUCGGGCCCUCUCCAUCCCAAGAUGACCCCCAUCCAGAUAUCGACCUGGGCGGUCCAUCAUUCGACUGGCCAGUCGGCACCACCAUGGAUCCCAACGCUGGUCAAAAACUCUUCGUCGACCCAGGUCUCUACCAUCCAGACCCCGACGGCGAAGACAUCAAAGCCGACAUGCAGAUUCUCUCCAUGGAGAUGUCCCGCCCAUCCACCCAACGAAGCUCAUCCAGCAAAUCGCAGUCGAACCGAGCCUCCAAGUCGGGGAGCACUUCCACCGACAUCACCCUCCCAGAAGACGCCCUUCAAAGUCAUGCACCAAAUAAGAAGCGAAAGACUCGAAAAAAUAAGAAGGAGGCCAAUAUGGAGCAAGACGAACACAAACGCAACAAGUUUCUCGAACGGAACCGCAUCGCGGCUAGCAAGUGCCGAGAAAAGAAAAAGGUCUUUGUCUCGGAACUCGAAGAGGCCAAGGUUGGGCUUGAAACCCAGCAUGCGGCCCUCCAGAUGGAAUUCAAUGGCUUGGUACACGAGGUCGGCCAGCUAAAGCAUCACUUGCUGACACACUCCAAAUGCAACGAUCCGAACAUUGACCGGUGGCUGAACAACGAGGCGCGGAGGUAUGUGCAGACCAGCAACGAGUUAUUCGGAGCCGGGUUCACCUUCGGGCAGCCAACAACAGGGGUGAGCCAACCUCCGGUUCUGACACCGGCAUCACCACGGAGCAGGAAUCCGAGCAUCGCUUCGAGUCAGUACCAACUCCAGGCGGGGAUGACAGGGUUUGAGGGAUUGACGGGAGGGCCGGGGAGCACGUCGGGGAGUGACCGGCAGGGGAGCAUUGCUUAUCCUCCUGGUCCGGCUGCUCUGUAUGCGUCCCCGACCGAUACUGCGUUUCCGGUUUCGUAUUUGGAUGACCCGGCGACCGGUGCGGGCCAUGUUCAUUUGAAUGGUGGGGGAUUGCUUAAGAGGGAGUCGCCGACGGGGUUCAAUUAUGAUCAUAUGCCGGACUCGAUGUUUAGUCCUGGGGUGGAGGAUGGGGGGGAGGGUUUUGGGGCGUGAUGAGAGGGGUGAAGGAGUGGUUGAGUUGAAGAAGGAAGCGAAAUAUCGUUUUUGAAAGAAGAAGGAUGCUGGUGUCCACGAGGGUAUGGACAAGAUGACAAUCAUCGACCCCUGAAGCUGGGCGUUUGUUGUUGACUGGUUGAUGUGUCGUCCAUACACAAACCUUGGUGGCCCAGAGGUCGGGUACUGCUUCCGAUGAGCAGAAGCAUCGUCUCUUCCAAGAGUUGGGAAAGAACCCACAACAAGAAGAUUUUUUUUUAAAAAAAAAAACAAUAAGGGGAUACUGAGGAACACUCUAGCGACCCACAAAGUCUAAUAAUACAGAGGAGGAAAGGAAAGAGAAAGAAAGCAUAUGUUCAUACCGGAAGUUUUAUAUGUUUUUGCUGGGGUCGUUGGAGUUUGACGUUACUUUUGGGUGGAUCAUGAUGGUUAUGGAAGGAAAAUGAUAUUUUUUGGGAGUGUUGAAUAAUCCGUUCGUUCGUUGUGUCGUGUGUUGCCUGCCUGGCCCCUUGUUCGUCGGGAUUAAAUACGUCAUAUGGUGUUGCCGAUCAGGGGGGGUUUGAUUCAUGGGGACGUGAUUGGGGUUGCUUGGGUUGUAUGAGAAGCUGCUACUUGGGGGUGUGUGAUAGUUGAGCAAAGUAGAAUAAUUGAAGAAGG
Messenger RNA from Podospora bellae-mahoneyi, 2882 nucleotides. RefSeq lists its product as uncharacterized. The coding region runs from base 1041 to 2225 and encodes 394 amino acids. Gene Ontology annotation, biological process: regulation of transcription by RNA polymerase II. NCBI's taxonomy places the organism in Eukaryota, Fungi, Ascomycota, Sordariomycetes, Sordariales, Podosporaceae. The transcript is spliced from 3 exons. Gene Ontology annotation, molecular function: DNA-binding transcription factor activity, RNA polymerase II-specific; RNA polymerase II cis-regulatory region sequence-specific DNA binding. The record is from RefSeq and is a predicted model, not a curated record.